Daphnia magna is the source of this 1841-nucleotide messenger RNA. Its product is annotated as E3 ubiquitin-protein ligase rnf168. Gene Ontology annotation, molecular function: nucleosome binding; ubiquitin-protein transferase activity. Gene Ontology annotation, biological process: double-strand break repair. The record is from RefSeq and is a predicted model, not a curated record. Lineage: Eukaryota; Metazoa; Arthropoda; Branchiopoda; Diplostraca; Daphniidae. The transcript is spliced from 8 exons. Gene Ontology annotation, cellular component: nucleus; site of double-strand break. The coding region runs from base 146 to 1528 and encodes 460 amino acids.
CCUUUGGGCGACGAGUGACGGGCCAAAGCAGAGAAAAAGAAGAGGCUUCAGACUGUUCACUCAACAGCUAUUUUGAAAUUUGGUCCCCCCCCCCCCCCACCCAACUUUACGGGACUUUAUUUUUGUGAGUAAACAUUAAGAAGAAAUGGCGCCUUCUCGCCGCUCGACUGUAACCAAGGUUCGGGCUACAUCAAGGCGCAGUAAAGUUAGCGAAACGAAUAAGGAUCAGUCGCAAAAUGUCUCUUCGUCGUCAGAAGAAAAGCCUUUUUUGCUUCUUGAAGAUGUCACAUGCAAAAUCUGUUUAAAUUUGAUGGUGAAACCGGUCAGUUUGCCAUGUCGACAUGAUUUGUGUUAUUCUUGCUAUUCGAGCUGUGUUGAAAAGUCUAACCUGUCAUGUCCAAUGUGCCGAAAACGGAUAAGUGUAUGGUGCCGUCAAGCUACAAAAACUAACACCGUCAUUAAUGAAGUUCUGUGGCAACAAAUCCAAGCCCAAUUCCCUGAACUUGUUGCUUCACAAAAUGGUGAUGGCAAAGAUGAAAAAGACGUUGAGGAUUUUUUCCCUACCGUCCCAAUGCACCAAUUUGCAGAACCUGGUGAGCUUUUGAAAGAGUUUGAAAUUGAACAGGAGAGGAGAAGACGAGAAGAAGAAGAGCGAAGGAAAGAGGAAGAAAAAGCCUCAGCUGAUCUUAUAGCAGAGCUUGCAAAAGAGCAGGCAGAGCUUGCUAGGGCAGAAGCGGAAUUAGAGAGAAUCCGACAAGCAGAUGAGGCCUUAGCACUUGAACUUGCUGAAAAAGAGGACAACAUCCGCAAGUUACGUGGUUCGAGAAUUGUGCAAACACCCAUAUCCUCAAGAAAGAGACCAAGGAAAAUGAGUUCUGACUCGAAAACAACUCCAGCAGCCAAAAAAAUCAACAAGUUUUUCCCUAGUCGCUCGAAUGAAAAUGACGAGCCUUCACGAUCCCCGUCUGCCUUCGCACCUGUGACUGAACAUUUCCAGAAGAGAGAUAUUUCGAUGAGUGAACCGCGCAGCUCAUCUUGCACGAGCUUAGAGAGCAUAGAUCAAGAAGUAAGCAAGAGGCUACAUUUCCGCCCGAUAAAUGCUGCGCCACUGACUCCACCCAAAAAUUCACCUGGCAAUAGCGAAAUUGUCAAGCCACAGGUGGUUAGUGCAGCCAAGAACUUGAACCAACUUUAUGGGCUCGAUGAAGAAAAUUUGACCGAAGAUCUUAAACAGAAUAACAAUUCUGAAGAACCAAUCAAAGGUGCUGGGAUUUUGGCCGAAGAACUCCGGGAAAUGGAACGUGAAUGGCUUCGGAAAAAAAUAGAACAAGAAGAAGCGGACAAAGAGCUAGCACGAAAGCUGCAAGAAGAAUUGGACCAAGAAGCGAAGUCCACCCGCUCGUUAGUCAAUCGCAGUAAAGGCAGCAAAGAUGAGUAUCAACUGCGCACGAAAAUUGUUAAAAAUCAGCCAACGAUUGAGGCUUCUUUCCAACGACCAUCUAUUCGCAAGUCGAAUCCACCUCCUUGAUGGCCAAAUGAUUUUUUUUUCUCAAAUUGAGCACGAAGUUCUUCUGCAUCAAGUAACGUACAAAGAUAAAAUCAAUGAAAAAUUCUGGUUCAACAUUGUGAUUUCAAUACAUAGACACUUGUCUAUUUGUUUUGUUUUUUUCAUGUUCUUAAACUUGGACAUGCAUUGAAACUUGAAUUGUUUAACUUUUUUUCUUAGUGUCCUGUUUCUAUGUAAAUCGCACACUCUUGCGUGCAUUUAAAGGAAAAAUUGAAUGUAGAUGGUGAAUACAGUUUGAUGAAAAGCCUCUAAGGGCUGAUACUUACAGCGAAAA